AUGAUCCUGGUUUAUUCAUGCACACUCGAUCAGGCCAAGGAGGGUGUGGGUGACCAACGCAACGGGGUAUCCACGUACGUUUCCAAGACCAAUCGCAAACGUUCUCGGAUUCAUAGCAACAACAACAAUACGCGCGAUUCGAACACGACUCGAGUUCCAUGGCAACAGAGCAACUACCGUUUCAGAUCAAACGUCGAGAUCCUGAAAAGCUGUUACCUGCUUCCGCUUACAUCUCUUAUCUGGACCCAUCGUCGUGACAAUCCAUUUCAAAAGCUUUCUGCCGAUCAAUCAACAUCCACCACUCACGAUCAAACACCCAAUCGUCUAACAACACAAUCACCAUAG
Messenger RNA from Lichtheimia ornata, 345 nucleotides. RefSeq lists its product as uncharacterized. The record is from RefSeq and is a predicted model, not a curated record. The transcript has a single exon. Lineage: Eukaryota; Fungi; Mucoromycota; Mucoromycetes; Mucorales; Lichtheimiaceae. Bases 1 to 345 code for a protein of 114 amino acids.